AGCCUUUCGAGCUAAUUAGCUCAGCAUACAACAAAGAUAAGUGAGCCUGGGAAGAGGGCCCCCUGAGGGGUCUUUAGAUUCUGGGAAAUGUCUGAUUGGCAGAUGUUAAAAGGGAUUCUUUGGUAAUCCAGUGCAUCAAUGAGCUGCACAAAUUCAGUCCAGGACUGCAAGAAUUCAGGCAUGAGGACACUGUGCAGGAGGCUCACACAGGCAGACCCAAGAUGGACAGAACCUUGGAAUCUCUGAGACACAUCAUUGCCCAAGUCUUGCCAAACAGAGACCCGGCUCUAGUCUUCAAAGACUUGAAUGUUGUGUCGAUGUUACAGGAAUUUUGGGAGAGCAAGCAGCAGCAGAAGGCUGCGUUCCCAAGUGAAGGUGUGGUGGUCUAUGAGUCGCUGCCGGCACCCGGGCCUCCCUUUGUGAGUUACGUGACCCUCCCAGGGGGAAGCUGUUUUGGCAACUUUCAGUGUUGCUUAAGUAGAGCUGAGGCCAGACGGGAUGCGGCUAAAGUGGCCUUAAUCAACUCCCUCUUCAAUGAGCUGCCCUCUCGCAGGAUCACCAAGGAAUUCAUUAUGGAAAGUGUGCAGGAAGCAGUAGCCUCCACCAGCGCCACGUUAGAUGACGCAGAUGACCCCAGCACCAGCAUCGGAGCCUAUCACUACAUGUUGGAGUCAAACAUGGGGAAGACCAUGCUGGAGUUUCAGGAGCUGAUGACCAUUUUCCAACUACUGCACUGGAAUGGAAGCCUAAAAGCCCUUCGUGAAACAAAGUGUUCCCGACAGGAAGUCAUCUCCUACUAUUCCCAGUAUUCCCUAGAUGAAAAGAUGCGCAGCCACAUGGCCCUGGACUGGAUCAUGAAGGAGCGGGAGACACCAGGAAUCCUCUCUCAAGAGCUGCGAAUGGCCCUGAGGCAGUUGGAAGAAGCCAGGAAAGCAGGACAAGAACUUCGGUUUUACAAAGAAAAGAAAGAAAUCCUGAGCUUAGCUCUGACUCAGAUCUACACUGAUCCUGACACUUCCUCACCCAGUGACGAUCAGCUGAGCCUCACAGCCCUGUGUGGCUACCACUAGCAAGGCCAGGUCCCGGUGCCCCCAGCAGUGGCAGAAGCUGGACAUUAGGGAGCGCAGUGAAGGAGGUCCCCAGAGGGUUUAGCCUCUGUAGCUACCACCGGAGGCCAUACUAAUCCUCCCUACCCACUCCAUUCACAGAAUGUGAG
Molecule: messenger RNA, 1216 nt
Organism: Lemur catta (Ring-tailed lemur)
Lineage: Eukaryota; Metazoa; Chordata; Mammalia; Primates; Lemuridae
Gene: LIX1
Product: limb and CNS expressed 1
Exons: 6
Coding region: 222-1070 (282 amino acids)
Biological process (GO): autophagosome maturation
Cellular component (GO): cytoplasm
Source: RefSeq, a predicted model, not a curated record